This is a messenger RNA of Pygocentrus nattereri (red-bellied piranha), 1116 nucleotides long. Its product is annotated as UDP-glucuronosyltransferase 2A2-like. The transcript has a single exon. The record is from RefSeq and is a predicted model, not a curated record. Gene Ontology annotation, molecular function: UDP-glycosyltransferase activity. Bases 329 to 1069 code for a protein of 246 amino acids. NCBI's taxonomy places the organism in Eukaryota, Metazoa, Chordata, Actinopteri, Characiformes, Serrasalmidae.
GAGCGUCUGCUAAAUGCUGUAAAUGUAAAUGUAAAUCCUUGAACCGUAAAGACCCUUUGGUGGGUUACAUAUUAGUUGCUGAUUAAUUUGUGGUAGACAGUAUGCCUUAGUAAGCAACUAAUCUAAAGACAUGACUUUUAGCCAGAUUCCUCAAAAGUAUCCCUUUGGAAAGCAUUAUAAGACUAAUGCAUAAUGCAUCAGGAUAUAAAGGUCAGUUUUUUUCUGUGUGGUGGGUGGUUCAGUUUGGGGCUCCUGGCUUCUCACUGGGUCCUUAUCGACAUUCUGCCUUUAAAAUUGUUUGAUAAGGUGCCUGGUUCUACUUUUGACCAUGACUGCGUGCGAGCGAGCUGCUUUCUACUUUUCGCUUCUUCUCAUUCUGGGCGAGACUCCACACUGUGUGACAGCAGGAAAGGUCCUCGUCUGGCCAGGAGAAUUUAGCCACUGGUUUCAUUUUAGAGUAAUCAUAGAGGGACUAAUCGAAAGAGGACACAAUGUGACUGUAGUUACUUACAGUGCUACACCAUCAGUGAACACAACUCCGUCUCUGGGCUACAAUGUGGAGAUUAUCCAGGUGCCCCACACCAAGCAGGACGUCACUGACCGAAUGGAUGGAUUUAUAAAAUACUGGACGUAUGACAUGGCAAAUGACAACAUAAUCCAGGCUUCUCUGAAGAUCAAGGAGCUCAUCAACUUCAUGUCACAGCAGAAUGAUGUCUUUUGCCGAAAUCUCUUUGCUCGUAAAGAUCUAAUGGAGAAGUGGAAUAAGGAAGAAUUUGAGGUCCUUCUAACUGACCCCAUGAUUUUCUGCUGGGAACUGCUGGCCCAGAAACUGAACCUGUCAUUUAUCAUCAGUCUGAGAUUCUCUUUUGGAAGUGCUAUGGAGCGACUCUGCGGACAACUGCCAGCACCACCCUCCUACGUGCCGGGGGCUGCCUUCGGGUACACGGAUGAAAUGGGUUUCCCUCAGAGACUGAACAAUUUCUUGUUUUAUCGUUUUCAAGAUUUUGUGUUCCGUCUUGUGACUAGGAGGUGGGAUCACCUCUUUACUGAAAUGAUGGGUAAACAAUGAUCCCCUUUUUCAAGUCUUGCUAAGCAUGCACAUCUUUCUGUUUUGAA